UGUGUUUACUCGUUUGUCAAUGCGUUACUCAGGCGUGGGUUGUGAAUUAAUGCUGGGUGGAGAAAAGCUACGUAUUUCUUUUGUUUUCUCAAAUACUCCAUAUUCCUACUGUUCUAUCGAAUUAGUGAAGUAAUGGAAUGAAUGAUAAAACAUAAAUAACGACUCUAUCCUAUCGAAAAAUGGAGUUUGUCGAUUUAAAAAAAUACGUGACGGUGAUCGUGUGCCUCUGUUGUUUGGGCGUUGUCGGACAAUACGAAUGGCAAAUUCGAGAUUCUUUUGAUGAAAUUCGUCUAAGAAUGGAUAAGAUUAAUCAAUAUAAUUGUCUUAUUCAACAUCUCGGAGAUCUUUACCUGCCAGAGGACUCGGUCUCUCAUUUACCCGAUAUCAAAGACAUUAACAUUAAUCCCGUGUUUCCGAAUCGAACUGCUUUAUUGCAUCUUCAUAAUAUGGCUCUUAGCAGAUCUUUUUUCUGGAGUUACAUUUUACAGUCACGAUUUAUACGUCCAGCCAUCAACGAUACGUACGAUCCGGGCAUGAUGUACUAUUUCUUGUCUACAGUUGCAGACGUUUCCUCGAAUCCGCAUAUAAAUGCCUCUGCUAUAUAUUUCUCUCCAAACAUGUCCUAUUCCCCAUCCUACAGAGGUUUUUUUAAUAAGACUAUGCCCAGAUUUGCUCCAAGAACAUUCAGAGCAGACGAUUUCAACGAUGCGAUACAUUUGGAAAGAAUAUCCACGAGAAACACAUUUACGGUACAAGAUCUUGGAGCUUUUCCAAGCGGUAGUCUCAGCGAAGAUUAUACAACGGAUUAUCAUCGGAUAAAUGAAUGGUACAAAAAAUGGUUGCCAGAUCAUGUUGAGAAAAGACACGACACUAAAACCACUUAUCAAGUUGAAAUUCGGUAUGCUAAUAAUACUAAUGAAACAUUUACAUUUCAUGGACCACCAGGCGCGGACGAAUAUCCUGGACCUGUACGAUGGACUAGGCCAUAUUUUGACUGUGGCAGAUCAAAUCGAUGGCUGAUCGCUGCGGUUGUACCUAUCGCAGACAUUUAUCCAAGACACACAGGAUUCAGACACAUCGAGUAUCCGACAUAUACAGCAGUAUCUGUAAUGGAAAUGGAUUUUGAAAGAAUAGAUAUAAAUCAGUGUCCUAAAGGGGAAGGGAACAUUAGACCAAAUAGAUUUGUAAAUACUGCUCGAUGUAAAACAGAAACCACAGAGUGUGAACCAUUACAUGGUUGGGGUUUUCGAAGGGGAGGAUAUCAAUGCAGAUGUAAGCCAGGUUUUAGGCUACCUACUGUAGUACGACGGCCAUAUCUUGGAGAAAUUGUAGAAAGGGCAACUCAAGAACAAUAUUAUAAUGGAUUUGAUUGCACUAGAAUAGGAUGGAUCCAAAAGACACCAGUACAAUGGGAAAAGGCAAAUCCAUAUCUUAGAGAACAAUACCUUGAGCAAUUUUAUCAUUACAGAAAUUAUUCUCUUGGACCAGAUGCUCUUAGAUCUGAGAAAAUAAAUAUAGAUCAAGCCCUUAAAUUUAUCUUAAGCGUAAAUGCUAAAACAUGCAAAAAUUACACGCAAGAAGAGUUAACAUUGCGCGGAGACAUAGGUUUUGAUGCCAAAGAAUUCUUUGAAAAUGAAGCAAAAAUGGCGGCUCGAUUGGCAAAUUUUAUCAGUGCCUUUUUACAAAUUUCGGAUUCCCAUGAAGUUUAUUCUGGUAAGAGAGUAGCAGACAGAUCGCUUACCGAAGAUCAAAUGAUCGGAGAAACUCUAGCUUUAGUUCUCGGAGAUACGAAAAUAUGGUCUGCUGGGACAUUUUGGGAUCGUAACAAAUUCACAAAUAGAACAUUCUUUGCCCCAUAUGCCUAUAAAACUCAACUGAACACGCGAAAAUUCAAAGUCGAAGAUUUAGCCAGGUUCAAUAACACAGGCGAAGUAUACACUAAAAAGAAUUAUUUUCAAAUACUGAAACAAAGAUGGGCAACAAAUUUUGACGAAUUAGAGAAAUAUUAUAUGAAAAUAAAAAUUAGAUACAAUGAAACUGGAGAACAUUUAAAAAAAUACGAACAUUAUCCAAAUUCUUAUAGGGCCGCAAACCUGAACCAUGGUCACUGGACAACUCCGUACUUUGAUUGUAACGGUAAAAUGGAGAAAUGGGUAAUUACUUAUGCAUCCCCAUUUUUUGGCUGGGACAGCUUGAAAGAGAAACUGGAAUUCAAAGGUGUUAUAGCUGUUACUAUGGACCUGCUUCAGCUUGACAUCAACCAAUGCGACGAUGUGUUUUACACACCCAAUGCGUUUAAGGGUACACAUAAAUGUGAUAAGAAAACGUCAUACUGCGUACCGAUUCUGGGUAGAGGUUUCGAAACUGGUGGAUAUAAAUGUGAAUGUAAACAAGGUUUUGAAUAUCCAUUUGAAGAUUUAAUUACGUAUUACGAUGGCCAAUUAGUAGAGGCUGAAUUCAAUAAUCUAGUUAACGAUCAAGCAACCAGAUACGAUAUGUUUAAAUGUCGAUUAGCUGGUGCUUCGUCAGCCCAAAGUAGCUGGAUAUUAUUGCUCACAUCGAUGUUUUAUUACCUGAUUAGAAAUAAAUAAUGAACUAAA
Molecule: messenger RNA, 2600 nt
Organism: Colletes gigas
Lineage: Eukaryota; Metazoa; Arthropoda; Insecta; Hymenoptera; Colletidae
Exons: 12
Coding region: 180-2591 (803 amino acids)
Source: RefSeq, a predicted model, not a curated record